Culex pipiens pallens (northern house mosquito) is the source of this 657-nucleotide messenger RNA. RefSeq lists its product as uncharacterized. The transcript has a single exon. NCBI's taxonomy places the organism in Eukaryota, Metazoa, Arthropoda, Insecta, Diptera, Culicidae. The record is from RefSeq and is a predicted model, not a curated record. The annotation marks the transcript as partial.
UUAGUUCCAACUACUACAACGACGACUACGACAACCACGACACCAGCUCCAACAACUACAACGACCACAACGACUACAACGACUACGACAACUACGACGACGACACCAGCACCAACUACAACAGUUGCUUCAGUUGCUACCAUGGGGUCUGGUUCCGAUACCUCAUCCGAUACUGGUUUACCGACUGUUCCCGGAUUACCUCCCGUAACAAUACCACCGGUAACGAUACCUCCGGUGCUACCACCAUUAACGAUACCACCGGUAACGAUACCUCCGGUGCUACCUCCUGUCACUCUACCACCCGUGACGAUACCUCCUGUGUUACCAGCGUUAACGCUACCCCCGGUAACACUACCACCCGUAACGAUCCCUCCUGUGCUACCUCCGUUGACGUUACCACCCGUAACGCUACCACCGGUUUUACCCCCGAUAGCUGGCCUGACCCUUCCUCCCAUCUUACCAACUGUACCGAACUUGAUUGCCACUAUGCCUCCUGGCGGUGGUCACCCAACGGUACCGUACCAUAGCGGCGGAGGUUAUCCAACAAUACCGUAUGCGGUAUCCGGCCAUAAACCAGCAGGACAUUACCUUCCGGUUGGGAAAUAGUUUGCACUAAGACUGACAAAGACACUGUUGUGUAGUUUUAAGAUUUCCGUU